Molecule: messenger RNA, 3068 nt
Organism: Spodoptera littoralis (African cotton leafworm)
Lineage: Eukaryota; Metazoa; Arthropoda; Insecta; Lepidoptera; Noctuidae
Source: the annotation of a GenBank genome assembly
UACAAAAUGGCGAAACCUUUGCAAAAGGGACGAGAGAACAGAUCAGCGGAGAAGAAGGAUCUGGCCUUCCACCCUUACAUUAUAUCCCCUGAAAGUGCGCACACGUCGAUAUUGUUGCUCGACGCUGUGGAACCUGAAAUAAUAUGUCAGACCCUCCGAGCGAUAACAAAGUUUGCGGCGCAAGAGAUGACGAACCGUGAAAUCCUGUUCGAUUUGGACGCGAUAUCACACAUCCUGCCUCACGUAGAGGCUCUGGAACUGAACAUCCGAAGGUUUGCUCUUAAGGCCUUAGCACAGCUCUGCCAGUUACCACGAGGACCAGAGCAAGUAUUGCAGGACCCACAAAACUUGAGAAAGAUUGCUUCCAUGCUUGUGAGGUUCGAAGAUGUCUUCGUUUUAGAGUUUGCGUCUUUAGUUCUGGCAGAACUUACUAAGGAACCACUUGGUUGUGAACAGCUCCUGUCAGCUAACAUCCUCAGCACUUUAUUUGCCAGGAUGAAAAAUAGUCUAGACCCUGAUGUUCAGAAAAAUUGUCUUCAGACAUUAAGCAACCUCCUGGAAGAUCCGAUAUGUGCUGCCGAAGUGACGAAGAAUACACAAUUCAGCUGGCCGUCACUACUAGCGCUGAUGCAAAGCAAGUUCCUCGCAAUACAGCAUGCAGCUAUAAAGACCGUUGACCAACUGAUCUGCAGAUACAAGGACCAGGUUGUGCAGAAGACGUUCCGAGCUUCUAGUGGUGUUUUGGAUCUCUGCGAUAUAUUGGAGUCAUAUGAAUUCCGUGACGUCCACGCAAUGGUGCUGGGCGUACUCCGCAACUACGUGGAGACUGAGGAGAAUGCGUCACACGUCUACCAGUCGGGAUGUAUCCUUCGUCUGCUCGCCUACCUGGACGUGGCGCUGCCGGCUAUGAAGCCACAUUGCUUGGCUGUCCUUACUAAAAUGUCUUACACCGCUAAUGGGAGAGAGGCUCUAUUCAACACGGAGACCGACAUGGUGUUUUGCAACCAGCUACUGAGCUCCAACGUGGAUUUGUUGGCUGACGCGGCUAUGGGCGUCGCCAACAUGACGCAGCUUCUAGCGUCCGCUGUGCGCAUGUGUGAUAAUACCAAUAUUAUAGAUGCUUUGUGUGUGAUCGUCGCAGAUGACUCAGCAAUCUGGUUCUAUAUCAGGCUAAACGCUUUGAAAGCCAUAGUGGAGCUAUGUCGAGUGAUCCCUAAAGCUGCCUUCACUGUCGUCGAAAGCAAGUCGUUUACCGCUAUCAGAAAUGUCAACAAAAAAUUCGCUCAGACUCCCAUCGAAGCUCAAAGGCUAGCGGUGCAGUGCUACAUUAACCUGGAGAUAUAUCAUGUCAGCAAGAAAGCCAUGGUCAACGGAGACUUCAUGGCUGAACUCCUCGCCAUCUUGCAGCGCCCAGACAUCAGCUUGAAGAUCCUAACGUGCACUGUACUGACCGGUCUGAUGACGGAGGAGAUAGCUAGGGAUCUGUUCACCUUGAAGAAAGGCGAGGAUCCAAUUGGUCAGCGUUGGCACUGUUGCUACUUGCGCUGCGAGCCCACCGCGCCCUCUGCCGGACACCUCGUGGUGUUCGGCAGAGGGCGCUCGUGCGUUUGCUUCCAACUUCGGCGGCGCGUUGACGAUGUUAAAGCGCACGUGAUAUCAAAGAACCUGCUCAUAGAACACGUAGGGCUGGCCACUGCGCUGUGCUCGUUCAUCAUCGCCAGCGUCAGCAACGAGGGAGCAGACAUAUACAUAGACUUGGGGACUGUACAUUAUAUGGUGGAGAACAGACAAGCGCGGUACAUAGUGAGUGCGUGGGAACCAGCGCUGGAGGCCAUCUUCCGCCGACAUCCGUCCGCCAAGCUGGCGUACACUGGCAGACUGGACAUUAAUGACUUCACUCAGGAGGGUUUCUACUGCCUCAAACGGCUCGACGACCGUUUCCCCAGCAUCCAGACUGUGAUGAUGCAGACAGGUCGGCCUCGCAAUCCCGUGUUCUUCUGCAUGUUCCUGCAACCAUCACAUGAUGUCGGCUCAGGAACUAAUCUUGCGAGCUCUUACCACUUGUCUGAUUCUAAACUGGCGACGAUCUCUGGAAGGAUGCGGUUCCCUCCUGUACCUGAUGACUCUAACCUACGGGAGUAUCUUCUUAAGCUACGUCUAUGGUUCGGUGACCCAGCAAGAUCACUGCAUUACUUUGAGAUAGAAGAUGCUCAUUACGAAGUGAGAUACCGGGAGAAGUGCGAAGAAGUAUCAUCGUCACUGAAGCAGCGCGCGCAGCUACUGGGGGAGUACGUGGCGGAACAAAUGAGUGGACUAUCUCAGGAGAGGGACUGUUCCAUGCCUAGCGUAGACUUACAUCUUGCUGAUCUUAUGUCGGACCUAGCGUCCCCAGUGAUAGGCCUGGGCUACGUGAAGUGUGGCGGUCCGCUGGAGAGGGCGCUGCUGUACAAGGUGCUGGCAGACCGUGUCGGUAUACCGUGCGCCUUGUUCCGCUCCUCCAGCGCGUACGCAUGGUGCGAGGUGGGGGUGCCUGAGAUUGAUCCUGAAGAAGACCGCGAGAAAGUACACAACUUCCCAGCAGGUUUGCUCAGAGCGAACUACAUAGUGGACCUAAUGAUAAAGCCUGGACGACUCAUACCACGCGGGGGUAGGGACUCCAAGAAGAUCUGCGGCCCAGUCUGUUCCCCACCUUAUAUUUCUAGGAAACUACCAUCAGUUUGCAAAUGUGAGAAGAAAUGUGACUAGUUCAAUAAAGAGAGAAAGAGAGUGAAGAGAUAUUGACUGCACGGUUGUCGCGGUGGCUGGGCGACCGGCUGACGCGCAUCAUGCAGCGGGUUCGAUUCCCGCACGGAGCAACUUUUUAUGUAGUCCACAGACUGUUGUUCCGGGUCUGGGUGUCAUGUGUAUGUGAACUUGUAUGUUUGUAAACGCACCCACGACGCAGGAGAAAAUCCUAGGGUGGGGAAACUAUUUAAAAAAGAAAAAAAUAAGACGUGGAGCUGCGCUGUGAUAGUACUAAAGUUGAUAGACAUGUAGAUACUGUAAUAUUUAUAUGGAUGAUAAAUCUG